ACGUGAUGGUUUCAUCUAUCAAGACCGAUUGACUUUUCUGUAUUGUUCAAGUUUUGGUUAGCUCAAAACAACAGAAAAAAAAUUACCUAAAUGAUCUCUGUGUGUAUUUCAUAGAUCAGCCCAUAUUUACAGUUCGUUAUGCAUCCGGAUUUGUCACCACAUUUGCACACCGACGAAUGUAACAAAUUGGUUCAAGAAUUGUUUGCAUGCCGUAAAGAUAAUCUAUUUCUGAAGUUUUUCGGCAAAUGCAACACACCAUACGAUCGAAUGUUAGCCUGUAUGAAACAGGAGCGAUUGGCACGACGAGCAAAAAACGCAGAGACCGCACGGCAAAAGCAAGAAUUGGUGCGUGAAAAGGUGAAAAAAGAUAAAACUGAUUACGACGAAUUGUUGAAACAGUAUCGAAAGGAAGCCAGACCAUCGUCCAACUGA
This is a messenger RNA of Sitodiplosis mosellana (orange wheat blossom midge), 432 nucleotides long. RefSeq names its product COX assembly mitochondrial protein 2 homolog. Gene Ontology annotation, cellular component: mitochondrion. The coding region runs from base 139 to 432 and encodes 97 amino acids. The transcript has 2 exons. NCBI's taxonomy places the organism in Eukaryota, Metazoa, Arthropoda, Insecta, Diptera, Cecidomyiidae. The record is from RefSeq and is a predicted model, not a curated record.